This is a messenger RNA of Dreissena polymorpha, 4541 nucleotides long. Its product is annotated as heat shock 70 kDa protein 12A-like. Gene Ontology annotation, molecular function: ATP binding; ATP-dependent protein folding chaperone. The transcript is spliced from 15 exons. The record is from RefSeq and is a predicted model, not a curated record. Bases 145 to 2373 code for a protein of 742 amino acids. Lineage: Eukaryota; Metazoa; Mollusca; Bivalvia; Myida; Dreissenidae.
CUUGGUAUUUCUUUAUCAAUAGAGUUAUGAAUAAAGAUAAAUAUCAGUUUACGAUCGAGAAUUUACAUUUGUCAAAGUGGUCGUUGAAGGUUUGGAUAAGAUGUAAAAGGAACAAUGUUGUUGGUGUCUUAGCCGUUAACUAGAAUGGGUGGGAAGUCCAGCAAGGCUGAAGAUAAAAGAAACAAAAAGCCAGUUCCCACGAUAACUGCAUCUAGAACUAAGAAAACGUUGACUGAAAAUGUGCCAACACAAGCUUCAAACGAUGACGGAGCAUUUGGAGUCAGACGUUUUAGGCGCAAGUCAAUAAGUGAUUUAGAGCCUGACCUGGUGGAUAGAUCAGAUAACACAACGAUUAUGAGUAAAGCUGCGCCAAUACAAGCAUACAAACCAAUACGACACAAACACAUAAAAAAUGAUGACGGAGCAGUUGGAGGCAGAAGUUUGGGAAGCAAGUCAAAAAGUGACCUAGAUGACGGAGCAGUGGGAGGAAGAAUAUUAAGAACAAAGUCAGACGUUGAUAUAGACCCUGAAAGCAGAUUGUCGUUUGACGAUGAUAUCUUUCACAGCACCCGCAAAGACAGUUUGGGUGGACUAUAUUUUCAUGACGACGUUUGGCCUAUUACCAAGCAUAAGCAAGCGCAAGGAAUGGACAAACUGAAUGCUGAUACAACGGUGAUAACAAUAAAGAGCAAACGGGAGAAGGCGCUUGUAUGUGUGUCAAUAGAUUUCGGAACUACUUACAGUGGAUAUGCAUACUCCUUCAAAUCUAGCCCCAAUGACAUUAUUGGAAGAGGCGGUGGACAACAAAUUAAGACACCGACAAUAGUUCUCCUUGACCCUCAAAAGAAUAUGGUUGCCUUCGGAGAUAAAGCCACAAAUAAGUAUCUGCAGCUGGUGAAAAAUAAACAACACACAAGCUGGUAUAUGUUUGAACGAUUUAAAAUGGCUCUCUUCGUGAGGGAUGGGCCACUAGACAAAGAUAUCAUCAUCGAAGAUAUUAUGGGAAAGAAAAUGAGAGCUAUAGACAUUUUCAGUUUAGCUAUCAAUUUCAUCAAAACGGAAGUUUUGAAUACUCUUACGGACAAAGAACACAUGAAAGACAUUGACAUAAAUAGUGAGAACGAUUUACAGUGGGUGCUUACUGUUCCGGCAAUCUGGAAUGAUCUUUCAAAGAAAUUCAUGAGAGAUGCUGCAACAAAGGCAGGUAUUCCGGACGAAAUGCUGACCCUUGCACUGGAACCCGAGGCUGCAUCGUUGUACUGUAAAGAACAACUCGGAAUAAGCAAACUGCCCUCCGGCCAUCGAUACAUGGUCGCAGAUCUCGGAGGUGGCACCGCAGAUAUUACCGUUCAUGAGGUAAAUCAUGAUGGCACAUUGUCAGAGAUACACCAACCAACCGGAGGAGACUUCGGUGGGACUAAUGUGGACAAUAAAUUCAUAAACACGCUAGUUCAAAUAUUUGGCGCAGACCUCUUUCAGAAAUUUAAGCAAAAUUGCACGGAUGAGUAUAUUGAUUUCAUGCAGAGUUUUGAAACAAAGAAACGACACUUCAACAGUACUUCGCGCAUGACAAUACGAUUCCCGGUAAAACUAAGAGAGAUGUAUGAAAUGGACAUAGGUGAAAAAGUUGAAACCACUUUAGCGCAAACGCCCUUUGCGAGGAAUCUAGAAUUCAAAAAUGACAAACUAAUAAUUUCUGUUGAUUUGGCAAAAUCUUUCUUUGAUGAAGCGAUUGAUAAAAUCGAUAAAUCAAUUUCAGAUUUGUUGAAAAAAGUGAAACCGCUCAAUCAUAUUUUACUAGUCGGUGGAUUUUCUGAGUCGCCAUAUCUACAGUCUGUUCUCAGGAACACCUUUGGUAAUAUGGUCAUUAUUCCAGAAGAACCGUCGUCGGCGGUGUUGCGUGGGGCAGUAAUGUACGGCCACAAACCACUGGCCAUUGCUGCUAGGGUGUGCAAAUAUACGUAUGGGAUCGCCCGAAUGAUGAAAUUUAAACAACACCAUCCGCCUAACAAAAAGAUCGAAAUUGAUGGUAUGGCUUAUUGCGAUGACAUCUUUGAUAAACAUAUUGAAAUCGGAACUAAAAUGAGCGUGGCUAAUGCAGAACAUGUUACGGCUCAUGAAUAUUUCCCGACCAUGUCUGAAAUGAGACAAGCUGUUCUGGAGGUUUAUGCGAGUCCUAAAAGGAAUCCAAAAUAUGUGGAUGAGGAUGGUUGCCAACUUGUAGGGCUAAUAAAGGUGGACAUCGAUCCACAGGGGGAUAUAUACGCGAAAAUUCUUGUGAAGUUGAUGUUUGGUGGUACUGAGCUUAGGAUUCAGGUCACUGAUGUUAAACAAAACAUUGUCACAAACGCAAAUUUUGAUUUUCUAGGAUAGCGAUUACAGGAAUAAAAAAGUGUUACUUUCAUAAUACUUCCAAGAAUAUUUCUUGCGUUAUGUUCUUGAUAAAUAUUUAGUUAUUAUUCUCGAUUAAACAAUAACAAAUUAUUAGAUAUAGAACGCAUUGUGUUAUUGUGACUAUAAGUGAAAAUAAAACAUUAGUGUAACGGUGGUAAUGAAUUAAUCACAGUAUUUGCAUAUGGAUAUUUUGUCAAGUUGAAUAGGCGACAAUCAUUGUUGAAUGAUUUUACAUUUCACAGAAUAUUUUCAAAUUGUAUAGUCAUUGCUGCGCCAUAUUACAAGUCAGAUGCGAUAUAUUUUAUGAGAUGGGCGUUUAUGAAAUGUAUGCAUAUAUACUUCAUCUUAAAUAUGUAAAUAUAGUAAACUUUAUUUAUCACGUAUAUAGGUAAAUUUUUAUUCGUAGUGCUCAUUCUCUGAAAUUGUGCGUAUUGUAUUUGGGAUGUGAAAGUGUAAUUUGUGCAUCAUUAUCCAUGGCCUCUGAUGAUUGAAAUGAUAGUUUAAGCAUGCUUAAAACAAAACCUUUGUUUCUAUGACAAGUUAAGGGUUAAUUAAUUUUGAUUGUAUUUUACUAUACAUACGCUCUUAAAAGGAGAUGUUGGAAAGCAGAUAUAAUCGCAUAUAACUAUAUUUGCAAAUAAGCGAGUAUAUAGAAUCACAUUACAGUUUUAAAAAAGAUGAAACGUCCAACAGUACAAGUUCAGAAGAAAUAGAUCCAGACAGUUAACAAACAAAAAACAAUAUUAGAGCUUUGUUCCAUGUGCUUUGUUCAAUUUGCAAAUUAGUUUCAAUUUCAUUUAUUUUAUCAGCAUCUGAAAUAAAAAUAAGCUCGCGUCAAUUUCCUUUGUUCAGACGUGCAUUCGAGGGACGAAAUAAAUCGAUGUACGGAAACAUCCCCGACAUUUAUUAAGAGUGUACACUCGAAUUAUGUAUGAUUGGCGUCCUAGUUUGCGCAUGUUUAAUUAAUAAAUUACAAAACAAUAUAUUAAAACUGUGUGUAAUUACAUACAUGUAACAGUAUUCUUAGUCUUGUUGUGAACAUGCAUUUUGUGCUUUAACCAUCCCUUCGAAAUAACUCAUGUGGACUACUAGUUUUAUUGAUAUAUAAAAUUAGCAUUUGCGAUUAUGUUUUUUUAUUUUGAUAUGCCCUGUGUAUUUAAUAACUGAAAACUUCUUGUCUUGUUUGAGUUUAACCCAUUUGUAUUCUGGUUAAACAUGAAAUAUGAAACGGAAGUACCUUUAUUUAAGUUAUUUACAUGUAUUAUGUUAAUAUCAAUUAUGUUAUUGCUGAUAUUGAUAUAGCAAAAUACAACUAUUAUCAGAGAUCGUAAAUACAUAAUAAUAAUACAGGAAUGGGACGGAUAGCCAUUUGUGUAUUUCCCUAAAGUCCGUUUCUUGUGUGUAGCAUUAAUCAGAACCUCCAUCUUAUUAUUUAUGACUUUUAUAGAAAAUGCUAGAUAUAAGGAACAUAACUCUGUCUUCAGUAUUUUCAGAUUUGUGGACCAUUGCAUGCUUAUUUUUCAUGCUUAAAGUAUAACUGCAUAGGUAUUAAAUUGAUUAAAAUACAAUUUCAAGUAUUGAUUUUGAUAUUUCAAAUAUUGAUAAAGGAUAUUGAGUAGAAGUAUAGAUUAGAAUAUCCAUAACUUGUUUUUAGUAUUUUGUUGCGUAUCCCCAAUUCUUUAUGUUUUGUUCAAAAUAUAACAAUUUACUGAAAUUGUAUUGUGCAACGCAUAGUUUGACAAUAAUUGUUCAAUUGUGAAAUUGUUAUUUCAUUUUUACACAUAUAUUGCACCUUUGUUAGAAAGAAUGAAAAACAAUAGAACAUUUAUUAACUUCAGGCCAAGGUAAGCAUCCGGCCAUUAUUGUGACUUUAAUUUUGUGAUUCGGAUGAUAACUUUCCUGGAAAUGAGUCAAAGUUUCAAGCAUAGUUUAUUAUUGUUUCUUUCGAAAAUGUCAUGAUUUUUAUUGAUAGUAAUAAGUAUAUUAUAUUAAUUUCAGAUUUAUUGAAACAUGCAAAUGUUCAUGUUUGGAUACAGUCAUACAUGUAGAACUGUACACUUUAAAAAUAUGAAAUCUUUAUAUUUUCCAAACUUUGUUGAUGUCACUUUUUCGUUAUGAAUAAAUCAAUACCGGCAAUAUUGUUAAGU